CACAACUGAAAAGCAUCAGCAGAGAGAAACUAAGAUGAUCUCCCUGGCCGUGUUUUCUCUCGUCCUGGUUGGAGUGAGUGCUCAAAUCGUCCAACCCGGCCCCUGCCCCCCUCUGACCGUCCAACAGAACUUCGACCUUCCUGCUUCUGCCACCUACACCCUCAGCCCCAACGAAACUGUUGCCGUCAGGAAUUAUCUGUUCAAUACUCUGUCCCAAGCGCCUGAAACCAUAUUGGGAUAUGCCACGGUCGACAGCGACUCUGGUGAAGCCAAGUUGCUCGUCAGCUUCCCCUCUGUUGACUACGUCUCGCCCUACUGGGUUUUGGAAACUGACUAUACGAGGUACUCCGUUGUCUGGUCUUGUACUGAAUUCGGCACUGAAAAUCUUCAGUACGCUUGGGUUAUCACCCGUGAAAGGUUCCCUGAUGACGUGACUCUGGCUGAGAUUGAACGCGUUAUUGCUGCCAACCAGCUUGCAGAUGAGUGGGAGAUAACCCCUAAUGACAACUGCCCUGAAGAUCCUUAAAUUUGUGAUAUUUUUUCU
Cloeon dipterum is the source of this 544-nucleotide messenger RNA. Its product is annotated as apolipoprotein D-like. Gene Ontology annotation, cellular component: cytoplasm. The coding region runs from base 35 to 526 and encodes 163 amino acids. Gene Ontology annotation, biological process: response to reactive oxygen species; lipid metabolic process. NCBI's taxonomy places the organism in Eukaryota, Metazoa, Arthropoda, Insecta, Ephemeroptera, Baetidae. The record is from RefSeq and is a predicted model, not a curated record. The transcript has 6 exons.